Helicoverpa armigera (cotton bollworm) is the source of this 8189-nucleotide messenger RNA. Its product is annotated as oocyte zinc finger protein XlCOF6. Gene Ontology annotation, cellular component: nucleus. Bases 423 to 2615 code for a protein of 730 amino acids. Lineage: Eukaryota; Metazoa; Arthropoda; Insecta; Lepidoptera; Noctuidae. Gene Ontology annotation, biological process: regulation of transcription by RNA polymerase II. Gene Ontology annotation, molecular function: RNA polymerase II cis-regulatory region sequence-specific DNA binding; DNA-binding transcription factor activity, RNA polymerase II-specific. The record is from RefSeq and is a predicted model, not a curated record. The transcript is spliced from 7 exons.
UUAGUCUGUUCUGAAUUUUGUUCCAGAUAAAAACUUUGUACAAUCUUUAACACUUCUUGGCAGUUAUUUCACUUUUCCUGCCCAAAAAUGUAUGUAGCUGUCCUAUUGUAAUGCCCAAAAUUGUAGUGAAUCUAUUUAUCGGAACGACAGAAAAUCAAAAACCACACGUUUUCUUGGCGUUGUUUGUUAUCCGGCGUUGCGUUUUUAUUAAAGUUUAUCGUUUAUUUCCGCUGUUAUGAUAUAAAAUGUAGUGUGGGGACGUUGUCCGAUACUCAUUUAUAUGUUUACAUCCUAAAUUUGCAAUAAACCGUACAAUAAACAUGUAGCCGCAAAUUAAAUUAUAAUACGAUGUUUGCAAUAGCAGCGUUCCCUAGAGCCAUUUGACACCGAUGUAAACGUAAUAGAUGGAUCAUACUUAGCAUAUGGCGGUAGUGAUGGGUUCGCCGACUCAGCCGGAGGGCGCGGGCUGGUUAGACAUGGAGCGGCUGGAGAGCGCGCUGGGCCGCAAGCUGACCUCCAUCGACCUGGUGGGCGGCAUCUUCUGCAGCAUCUGUCAGUCCACGUUCGGGAACAAGAAGGACUACGACUCGCACUAUGUGGACCACAACAUUGGCGACGCAGACAUAGGCUAUACUUGCGUUGUGUGCCGCAAGCAGUUCUCGGGCUACCCCAGCUUCCGCAACCAUUGCUAUUUAGCUCAUGUUGCUAAAAACAAACACAGGUGUUUACAUUGCUCCAAAACAUUUUCAAAACAAUCAAUUCUAAACAGUCACAUUGAUGCUACUCACAAUUUCAGAUGUGAAACUUGCCAAAUUCACUUUCCAUCCAAAAAGGAACUAACAACACAUCAAGUUGUACACGGGAAGGAGAAACCACCAUACAAUUGCCAAGAAUGUGGGGAUCCCAUAGAAAGUAUUGACAUGUGCGAGCUGCACAUAGACAAGCACUGUACCACGGUGUACUCCUGCCCGGUGUGCAACGAACAAACCAACAACAAGCUGGACGCUGCCAAACAUCUCACUAUCCACUUUGGCGAAGUACUUACGGAUGAAGAUAUUACUACUUCGAAAAUUGGGGAGGACUGUUCUAUUGACAUCCUUGGAGGAGUCCUCUGUAACUACUGCGAUGAGUUGUUCAAGAACAGAAUAGAGUUUGAUACACAUUACACUACAGAACACGGAGAUAAGCCACUGGUGUACUCCUGCAAUAUUUGUGGGAAGCAGUAUGACAAAUACCAUUUGUUUGGAAACCACUGCUAUGAUCAUAUGACCAAAGGUAGAUUCGAAUGCACUGACUGCGGCAAGUCAUUCUGCCGGCUGUCACUCCUGGUGACUCACACUGAGGCGUUCCACUCGGCCGAUUCAGGCGACAAGCCAUUCCGCUGUGGCACUUGUGGCUAUGGCUUCAAGUCUGCUAAGAGAUUGUGCGAGCACACCCGAGUUGUGCAUGCUACUAGUGCUCUGAGGUGCACGCAGAACGGCUGCAAUGAGAUGUUCGAAUCUCUGAAGGAGCUGCUGUUCCACCAGCGCUCGCACCGCUCGGCGCUGGACAACUGGUGCCGGCAGUGCGGGCUGCAGUUCAGCUCGCUGGCGGCCGCCGAGCGCCACCUCGACGUGCACCGCAAGAAGCACUACGCCUGCCCCGUCUGCCCCAAGACCUACCGCGAGAAGUACCUCAUCCUCAAGCACGUGCCCACGCACUUCGAGUCAGUCCUACAUGUCUGCAAAGUAUGUGGCAAAGUCUUCAACCAACGCUCUCGUCUCGUUCAACACUCCAAAACCCAUUCAGCUCUCCGAACCCACACGUGCAGCGUGUGCAGCAAGGGCUUCAUGAAGGCCGCCGUGCUCGAGCAGCACAUGAACAUCCACCUCGGACACCGCCCCUUCAAGUGCACCGUCUGUCCCAAGACCUUCGCCAGCCACCCCAACUUUCACAAACAUAUGCGCCGUAUACACAACAUACCCAAGAAAGAUAUACAAACCUUUAAUAAUAUAAUGAAAACUACUCCUGAACAAGUCCCAGUCACUGUAAUCGAUAAUAGCGACACUAAAAUGAAAAUCGAGUCAGGAAUCGAUUCUACGAGUUCAGAAAUGUCUCUAGAGACACACAGUUUUGCUGAGUCCGAUGAUAGUACAAUGGACAGUAUUGAUCCAACCAUCAUAAAGAGAGAUUGGAGUAUUUCCAAUGAAAGUUCCAUUAUUGAAAACAUAGAUACACUACAAUAUACUGAUAUGCUGCCGGCUAACAGCACCACAUUUAUUGAUUUUGAGCUCUCCACAGAAGUAAUGUCCAAUCAAGCAACGCCCGCAGGCCAGGCGUGGCCCGGGCAAGACGGACAGCUGCUGUUGCCCGGGGAAGGCAUACCGGGCCUGGCCGGGCAGGAGCCUGCAGGGCUGGUGCCGGCGGAGUACGGGCCGGAGUUCGGCGUGUGGUCGGGCGGGGUCAUCGACCUGGACGAGCAGUACCUGCCGCACAUCGACCCGCGCCUCACCAUCAAGCCGCCCGCGGAGGCUCCACCAGCUGACGCCUGGGAGCCUAUCAUAACGAAGGUAUACAGCGUCUUCGAAGACGCUGAACUCAAUCGACUCUCCAUAUUGAAGACCGACAUAUUCUAAACGCCCCGACACUCUCGCACUACACUUGAAAUGCCAAAGGUGUAAUUGCACUUGCUCAGUAUUUCGUAUUUGAAUGCUAGAAUUCGAUCCAUUUUGGUUACGGCCAGUAGUUUUUUGACAUACACCUCAUAGAAACAUUCAGAGAACUACCAGCCGUAAAUUUUAUUUCAUAGUACUAUUUCUAACGCAAUGUGAGCAAAACAUUCGAGUUACAUCUCUCGUGCAUCCAAAUACGUAAUAACAACCAAGUGCAAUUACGCUAUAACGUGCGACACCCACACUAAUAGUAGAUUUUAAUGAUUUAAUAGUAUUCGUUCCGGUCAAGCGGGUUCAAUCACCUAUAGAUGUUUAAUUAUAAAGAUUACAUUAAUUUGUGGGACCCGCUCGGCCGACCACACAGCUACCUCAGGCAAACGACUAUAUACCUCAGUAAUCCAUAGGAAAUAUUUUAAUGUAACUGUUGAUAUAUACAUUUAUAUAACAUAGAUCCCACCAAACAUUAGUUGGUUAAUGUUCUUUAAUCAUAUUCAUAAUAAUGCUACCUCAUUUAGUUGUUUAAGUUAUCGAUAUAGAUUGUUGCUUAAACGUAUGCCUCGUUCAGAUGUACAACAGUAUGUAGUGAUGUGCCAUGUAACGACGAGAACGCGAGUCCUAGUCGAAUACUGCGGGCUAGUGGAGCAUGUCGAUGUUUCACCUAUAACGUUGCCAUGUUUAUCGACCAAUGUCAGAAUUAAAAUGGUUUGUUUAAAUGGUCGUUACUGGCUGUGAAGCCUCCAUCUCGAAUAUCUUAGUAAUAUGAGACAUGGCAUGCUCGCCUGAAGUUCGCAGUACGCGACGAUUGCGCAGUUUCUAUAUAAGAAACGACUUAAUUGCUUGCAGGUGGUGGUUUUUUGACAUAAGCCUCUUGGAAUAAUAAAAACGAAAUAUCUAUCAUUUGCAAGCAAAACAAGUUGUUUCUUUUUUAAAGGAGCCGUGCAUAUAAAGUCCACGCGUCGCCUGACGCCAGUAAAAUCUUUAAAUUGCAGUAAAAACUAUUCGGUUCCAAUAUUGUAUUAUAUUCGAUGAUUAUGAUCCAAAGUUAGGGUAAGAUGAUUUGGUGAACAAAUUAUUUGCAUUUGUAAAUAUUUUGGUACUUGCGGCACUUGCAUUUUCGACGCUUUUUGAGGCCGCCGUUGGUUCUAGGGAAUAGGAUUGUGGAGAAUGGAAGGCAAGAAAUGUAUCUCGACUGCUUUUGGAUGUCAGCUGUAUAGCUAGCUAGCUCGAGUUAUGUAAUCGUGGGGCUUCGAACUGAAGUCCAUUCUAGUCCAGAUGAGUGAGUAGUCAUCAAGUGUGUUGCCGCACAUUCUGCACAGGUUCUUGUUCGGUGACAGUAUAUGCUGUCCUAUGUGCUAUUCUCUUCUACAGGGAUUCUUGUAAGAUCUAAUGUUAUUGACUGACAAGCAUUUACUUGGGUAGGACGUAGUGCCGUGGUUGGCUGGUUCCAACCACGUGGUGUUGGAGUAUCGCGGAGACCAACGGCGGUGUGCUCAUGCAUUUGAAUUUCGAUUCCUUUAUUAUUAUUGUUAUUUUUUUAUUCGGAAGUCGCGACGCCAAGCGUCGUGAUUUUAGUGUAAGUGAAUCGAUAGUGCUGUGAUAUUUUUUAUGUAUAUUUAGUGUUAAGAUUAGAGAGUGUAACGUAACGAGUGAGUACAAACCGUUAAACAUCGCGAGUUGCCGGCGGCCGCCCGCCGCCAGAGCAUUCGGUAAUAGACAAGUAAUGUUGCUACAAAACAUAUAGAUGCAAGAGCAUUCUAAUUAAAUUGAAAGGAAAUCGGUGUUUCCACACCAAAAAAUAAAAACUUGACAAUGUUUACUUAAGCAGAAUCAAGCUGCAAACUUAAAAUGUUGAUGUAAAUGUUAAAAAAAGAGAAAAAAUAUUUAACUCCGAAAUAUAUUUUGGAGAGAAUUAUUUACAAGUAUGAGGAAGAGGGGUCUUAGUGAUAAAGAUAUCCAAAGACUGCUAGGUAUUAUAAGUUCUUUGAACUUGAAAUUCGACUUAUAAGUCAGGGAUUUAUGCGGAAUAAAGUCAGACGUAACGAAAGCAAACUAAUGUAAUAGAAAAACGGCGUAGCUAUCGGAUAAUCAUAGGCUUUGACAAGAAAACGACAAAAUUAACAAUGAAGCAAGUAUUUGGCGCCUGGAAUCACCUGCACAAGGUAUAGGCAGAGUUGCAUCGAGCACACAGUCCGGCCGAGGCCGGCAGCAUGAGCGGAUCGCGGAUCCCGUGCAAGGAAAUUAACAAAACGAAAUUAAACGCGCGCACGCCGACCGGACAGGAACGUAAAUUAUUUUUGUCUGCAUUUUCACUCGUAGUGGAAUUGUCCGGGCGGUGGUGGCGCGGCCAAUAACCACGCUAGAUUGGUUCCUCAAUUGGCGGCCGCGCGAGGGGCGACGAAAAAAAAAAUACAUAGUAUAAAAUAAUCUUCAUGUGGCGUUAAAAUUGUACAAGUUUUGCCAAGUCGAUGAUAGCAGUAUUCUAUGUCUUUUUGUCGUGGUCGGUGUUUGUAAAUCUGUUAUGUCUAAAUUAUAAAUAAUGUAAAAAAAAAAGGAAAAAUCCGUCUCCCCCGCGCGGUCCGUACAACGCUGUCAGUUCCGUGCGAGCUUACGACAGUUAUAAUAUAAUAGCAUUAACUCACAUACAAUAUAAGAUGUCUUUAACCUCACCUGAGGCUUUCAUUAUUUCAAUAUAAAUAGUACUUAUUUCGAACUUCUGUAAUCAUGAAAAAACCAUUUUGAUGUUAAAAAUUUGUUGCAAAGGGGACAAUUGUAUAUUUUCGCGGAAAUCUUGCCGUUUACAAUAGAAGAAUUAAAAGUAUAAAUAAAAUAGGUAGGUUUAUAAAACAAGGGUAUUAAAUAAUAGAGCACAGUUUACAAAUGUUAGGAUCUAGGAGUACUAGAAAGAUACAAACAAAAUGAGUUUUUAUGAAGCGCAUAGCGUUAUCAGUACUUUGUCUUGCCCUGCAAGGCACCAGUGCGAAGCUGGUUAGAAUUCGCUAGAUCCUAAUACAUUGAUCUUCAUCAUCCUCCGAGCCUUUUUCCCAAACUAUGUUGGGGUCGGCUUCCAGUCUAACUGGAUUCAGCUGAGUACCAGUGCUUUACAAGAAGCGACUGCCUAUCUGACCUCCUCAACCCAGUUACCUGGGCAACCCGAUACCCCUUGGUUAGACUGGUGUCAGACUUACUGGCUUCUGACUACCCGUAACGACUGCCAAGGAUGUUCAAUGACAGCCGGGACCUACAGUUUAACGUGCCAUCCGAAACACAGUCAUUGGUGUCUAAGAUAUACUUAGAAAGUACAUACAAACUUAGAAAAGUUGCAUUGGUACUUGCCUGACCUGGAAUCGAACUCGCGCCCUCAUACUCAAGAGGUUGGUUCUUUGUCCACUAGGCCACCACGACUUUUUUGAUCUAAUACAUUGAUCUUAAUGAGCAGCAAUUCUCCAGGGCUUAAUCCCACGAUCCGUCUGCGGUAUAAAUUGAACGCCUGUUCAAUAAAUUUCGGUCGAUGGCCAAAAAUGUAUUGACGUCAAUACUUCUCUGCCAUUGACAGAACACGCCUAGGCUUAUUCUUACACUGCAAUGAACUCUAAAAUUGUUUCUCUAUGAAACCAGUAAAAUUCAGGUAGACUACACUCCCGUAGUUCAACGAACACCAAUGUGAUUGCGGUUUAAAACCGAUGGGGUUCAAAGAGCCAAUUUACGUAAGAUUAAGGCCUCACCUGAAGAGAUCGUCGGAGCGAGACUGAGUAACGAAACUAACCCGAAAUUCUCUCAUUGUACCCUUUGCGACCGUAUUUGUCCCUAGCUUUUAGGUGUUAGGUUAUAGUCGAACACAGGGUAUUGUGGUUCUAUUUUAACGGAAGUGUUAAAAAACGAUUAGUAAGCGACACAUCGCACCCGAAACAUGAUGGCUACACAAUACUACCCCAAUACCCAACAAGUGUACAGUAUAGGUACCGUUCUAAAUCUGUCUUAAAAUAUAAGGUUUUCAGGCCGGGUUACGAUUAUACUUACAGGGAUUUAUCUAAAACGAAUUUUGAGAAAUACGUAUAAAGUAAAUAUAAAUGUGUGUCUAAAAUGUAAUACAUAACGUAUUACUAUAAAAAGUAAAACGAAUUCCUUAAACUUCGUUUUGUGAAGCGGUAAAGUUUGCAGACUAUGUUCAUUUCAAACGAGCUGGGGAAAUCAAAAAGUUAACUAGACAGGACCAGACGAUACCGACACAGGUUGGCAGUCUGCAGAACGAGUAAGAUGGACAAUUUUGAUAUGAACGUAUUCGCCGAUAGCAAAGUUUAAAGAAGAUAUUUUUCAAAUAAAUAUUUAACAGUAAAAUAUGUAGAAAUGUUUGGAAAUAUGUCAAGUAAGGCACAGUUGUGAAGUUUAUCAAAACCCGGUCGAUGUUUCAUGUAGUAAGCUAAAUAAAUUACGUUUUAAUUCAAAACUCUUAUUUUAGAGGUUAAAACAAGUAAAAAUGCAUAAUAAGUAUACAUAGUGUUACGUACCUACUGGUUUAUUUGGCUCGCAUUUUGGUAUUGUGAAAAUAUUUUGUACAUAAUUCUGUAAUCAAUUUUAUCCUUGACACCUAUAUCAACUAAAAUGAUUUUCUUUGUGAAUGAACUUAUUUUUUCGACAAGACUGUAUUUAAAUACCCAUAGAAUUUGAUGUAUUCAAUUGAAAUUUAUCAGAUUUAAGAGUAAAUAGCAAAUGUACUACAUGGACCAACCCAGUAGGGUAUGGUCUUCAUGUAUGAAGUUUUGAUAAUUUGAAUUAAAAAUGUAGUAAUCAGAGUCUUGUCGUCUAAAUAUGUAAUUGGCCUAAAUCAACACGUUAGGCUAGUAACUAGUCGGCCAUGAUUUUAUCGAGCUUACGAUAGCAACCUUCGAUUUGAGUUAUUUUGGCCAAAUCAUGGCCCACUACGUUCUUAGGUGGAAAGGAUAAUGUAAAAUCAGCUUUUUUCGCUUUGAUGUUUGAAACUUUUGACAUGAAAUGUAUACUUUAAGAAAUUGUAUUUUUUGUGCGUCAAGCUUCUAAUCUAUACAUAUAAUAAAUUGUAAAUAAAAACGCUGUUACAUUUUUUUCUACUAUUCGAUAACUGUACGGGAUUUGUUUUAAGACGUAGGCUCAUAUAUUUAGCACUAAACUAAAAACCUAAGCAGAAAAGUGUGAAAGUUGGAGUGUAAUACAGCGGUGGACGGCGACCGCCUGCACUUUCACACUCUUCUGUCUGGGUGAUAUACAUAAGUAAUGUACCGAACUACCUCUGCAUGCCUCCAUGGAUAACAGUAAUUAUAGAUUUCUUUUUUUGUUAUUAUUGCGAUGUAACUUUACAUUUACGCAUUGAUAUAUUUUGUACGUUAUUAAACAGAAUAAUUAUAAGGGACAUAGGUUUUACAGUUAUAUUAUUGCUAUAAUCAAUAUGUACCUACGAUUUGAUGUGUGCAAGAUAAUUUUCCUUUUAUGUAGGACGCUACUCAAAUCUGAAUGGAACUAAUUAUUGAUCCUUAUACAUUACAUUAUACAAUCUGACUAGUUCAA